AUGCAACACCCAUUGCCCCGUGUUGCAUCUCCUGCAAUCAACCAGCCUCAUGCUGCAUCUCCUGCAGUCAACCAGCCUCAUGCUGCAUCUCCUGCAGUCAACCAGCCUCAUGCUGCAUCUCCUGUAGUCAACCAGCCUCGUGCUGCAUCUCCUGCAGUCAACCAGCCUCGUGCUGCAUCUCCUGCAGUCAACCAGCCUUGUGCUGCAUCUCCUGCAAUCAACCAGCCUCAUGCUGCAUCUCCUGCAGUCAACCAGCCUCAUGCUGCAUCUCCUGCAGUCAACCAGCCUCAUGCUGCAUCUCCUGUAGUCAACCAGCCUCGUGCUGCAUCUCCUGCAGUCAACCAGCCUUGUGCUGCAUCUCCUGCAGUCAACCAGCCUCGUGCUGCAUCUCCUGCAGUCAACCAGCCUCGUGCUGCAUCUCCUGCAGUCAACCAGCCUCAUGCUGCAUCUCCUGCAGUCAACCAGCCUCGUGCUGCCUCUCCUGCAGUCAACCAGCCUCGUGUUGCCUCUCCUGCAGUCAACCAGCCUCAUGCUGCAUCUCCUGCAGUCAACCAGCCUCGUGCUGCAUCUCCUGCAGUCAACCAGCCUCGUGCUGCAUCUCCUGCAGUCAACCAGCCUCAUGCUGCAUCUCCUGCAGUCAACCAGCCUCAUGCUGCAUCUCCUGUAGUCAACCAGCCUUGUGCUGCCUCUCCUGCAGUCAACCAGCCUCAUGCUGCAUCUCCUGCAGUCAACCAGCCUCGUGCUGCAUCUCCUGCAAUCAACCAGCCUCAUGCUGCAUCUCCUGCAGUCAACCAGCCUCAUGCUGCAUCUCCUGCAGUCAACCAGCCUCAUGCUGCAUCUCCUGUAGUCAACCAGCCUCGUGCUGCAUCUCCUGCAGUCAACCAGCCUUGUGCUGCAUCUCCUGCAGUCAACCAGCCUCGUGCUGCAUCUCCUGCAGUCAACCAGCCUCGUGCUGCAUCUCCUGCAGUCAACCAGCCUCGUGCUGCCUCUCCUGCAGUCAACCAGCCUCAUGCUGCAUCUCCUGCAGUCAACCAGCCUUGUGCUGCAUCUCCUGCAGUCAACCAGCCUCGUGCUGCAUCUCCUGCAGUCAACCAUAAAGAAAAUAAAAUAUGA
This is a messenger RNA of Protopterus annectens (West African lungfish), 1113 nucleotides long. RefSeq names its product protein IQ-DOMAIN 14-like. The record is from RefSeq and is a predicted model, not a curated record. Bases 1 to 1113 code for a protein of 370 amino acids. The transcript is spliced from 2 exons. NCBI's taxonomy places the organism in Eukaryota, Metazoa, Chordata, Ceratodontiformes, Protopteridae.